GCGCACACAACGAUGCAAACAUGUGGAUCUGAGUAGUGGAAACCCAUAGUUUAGUUUGAAGAGCGUACCGAGUUCUGAAAGGCCACGGCUCCGUUCCUGAUCCCUUCUCCUCCCUUCCUCUUCUCCUUCCCUCCUUCUCCUCUGCAGGAGAAUUCUGGAGAGAUUUCUUGCUCUUUCAUUCCUCAAGGAUGAGGCGGCAAAGCGGCCCCGCGUCCUGAAACAGCUCCCGCCUUUUUUUCUUCUUUUUUUUACUUCCUGUUCCAUGAUGAACCAUGAGCAAAGGUUGUGAGGGCCUGCUUCUAUCGCCCUGUCUUACAGUGAGGCAGUGAGCUCACGGUGGAUACAGCAUGCAUGUGUCGACAUAUCCCACGAUGCACUCUGCCAGUCCAGGCCUACUCCUCCUCAGCUUCCUCUUCCUCGCUGAUGCCGACUCACCCCCCAGGUUCACGCGGACCCCCGAAGACCAGACAGCAGUCCAGGGGGGAGUGGCCUCCUUCGUGUGCCAGGCCUCGGGGGAUCCGCAGCCCAAGAUUGUCUGGAACAAGAAAGGCAAAAAAGUCAGCAACCAGAGAUUUGAGGUGAUAGAGUUUGACGACGGGUCUGGCUCGGUCCUGAGGAUCCAGCCACUGAGGAACCCCAGAGACGAGUCCAUUUACGAAUGUCACGCCUCCAACUCUGCAGGAGAGCUGAUUGCCUCCACCCGACUGAGCGUGCUACGGGAGGACCAGCUGCCCUCGGGGUUCCCCACCAUAGACAUGGGCCCCCAGCUGAAAGUGGUGGAGCGCUCCCGGACCGCCACCAUGCUCUGCGCUGCCAGCGGCAACCCUGACCCAGAAAUUACCUGGUUCAAGGAUUUCCUGCCGGUCGACACGUCCAAUAACAACGGGCGAAUCAAGCAGCUCCGCUCAGGUGGCACGCCCAUACGAGGUGCCCUCCAGAUAGAGAUGAGCGAGGAGUCAGACCAGGGGAAGUAUGAGUGUGUCGCCACCAACAGCGAUGGGACACGCUACUCCACUCCAGCUAACCUCUAUGUCAGAGAGCUGCGAGAAGUGCGCCGCGUCCCCCCUCGCUUCUCCAUCCCCCCAGCCGACAGCGAGAUCAUGCCGGGGGGCAACGUCAACAUCACCUGCGUCGCCGUGGGUUCCCCGAUGCCGUACGUGAAGUGGAUGCUGGGGGCGGAGGACCUGACGCCCGAGGACGACAUGCCCAUCGGCCGCAAUGUCCUGGAGCUGACCGACGUGCGCCAGUCCAACAAUUACACCUGCGUCGCCAUGUCGACGCUCGGCGUGAUCGAGGCGGUGGCGCAGAUUACCGUGAAAGCUCUGCCGAAGGCCCCCGGUAACCCCGUGGUGACGGAGAGAACUGCAACCAGCAUCACACUCACCUGGGACUCUGGCAACCCUGAGCCUGUCUCCUACUAUAUCAUCCAGCACCGAGCCAAAGGGUCAGAGGAGCCCUACAAGGAGAUCGAUGGCAUCGCCACAACGCGCUACAGCGUGGGCGGCCUCAGCCCAUACUCCUACUACGACUUCCGGGUGGCGGCGGUCAAUACCAUUGGCCAGGGCCCCUCCAGCGAGAUGGUGGAGACCCGCACGGCCGAGCAGGCCCCGUCCUCGCCUCCUCGCCAGGUCAGAGGUCGCAUGCUGAGCACCACGACAGCAAUCAUCCACUGGGAUGAACCAGAGGAAUCUAACGGACAGGUGGUGGGCUACAGAGUCUACUACACCUCAGACAACACGCUGCCGGUCAACCAGUGGGAGAAGCAGAUGGUGCGCAGCGCCAACUUCAUCACCAUCCAGGGCUUGACCCCCAACAAGACUUAUUACAUCCGAGUGCUGGCCUUCACCUCUGUGGGAGACGGGCCCCUGUCCCAGGACCUGCAGAUCAUAGCCAAAACCGGAGUUCCAUCCCAACCUUCGGAAUUCAAGGGCGAGGCCAAGUCCGAGACCAGUAUCCUGUUGUCCUGGGUUGCCCCGCCCCAGGGUGGCCCCGACAACCAGAUCACGGGAUAUGAGCUGGUCUACCGACGAGCCGACGACACAGAGGAGAAGAAAGUGAGCUUUGAGCCCACCACCUCCUACCUAUUGAAGAACCUGAAGCCUUUCUCCACCUACACCUUCCAGCUGGCUGCCAAGAGCAAGCAUGGGAUCGGGGCGUACACCAACGAGGUGUCCAUCGACACGCCGCAGACGCUCCCUUCGGCGCCUCCGCAGGACAUCACAUGUGCCAGUACCAGCUCUACCAGCAUCGUAGUAAGUUGGGCUCCGCCCCCCCUGGAGUUUCAGAACGGCGUCAUCACCGGAUACUCCAUCCAGUACUCCAAGACUGAGGGCCACAAAAUGUCUAAAAGUGUUGACGGAAUUCUCCCGGAGAGUUCUCCGUACCUCCUGGAAGACCUGGAGAAAUGGACUGAGUAUGGCAUAACGGUCCGGGCGCAGACGGAAGCCGGGGACGGGCCGGAGAGCUUACAGCUGCUCAUCCGCACCGAGGAAGAUGUUCCAAGUGGGCCUCCGCGGGGGGUGGAGGCAGAGACCGUGAACGCCUCGUCCGUUAGGGUGAAAUGGCGAGCACCGGCGCCCGAACGGCAGCACGGUCAAGUCCGAGGCUACCAAGUCCACUAUGUGAGGAUGAACUACGGAGAACCUCAGGGUCAGCCGUUCAUCAAGGACAUCCUCAUAGAGGACUCGCAGUGGGAAUAUGGUGACUCAGCAGAAUAUAAGGUGCUUCUCGGAGACCUGAAGGCAGACACUGCGUACUCUGUAUCAGUGGGAGCUUACACUGCCAAGGGCGACGGCGCUCGCAGCAAAGCUGUUACCGUCUGCAGCGCCCUACCACUGCCCGAGAAACCCAUACUGACUGUGAGCGCCACCGUUUCGGGCACGGCUCAGCUCCAGUGGUACCCGCCACCCAACCCGCCCACCUUGCUCCUGGGGUACCGCCUCACCUUCGGACGCGUCGACGUCCUCCCCUUCACGGUGGUGGAGUUCCCCACCAAGGAGAACCGCUACACCGCCCAGGACGUCCACAAGGGAGCCAAUUACGUCUUCAGGCUCUCCUCGCGCAACAAGAUGGGCUACGGCGAGGAGGCCGUCAAGGAGCUGACAACUCCGGAGGACGCCCCGAGCGGGUACCCUGAAAGCAUCAACUCGGAGGAGGUGUCCGCCGCCUCCCUGCGGCUGGCGUGGAAAGCAGUGCCGCUGAUUGAGCAAAACGGGAAAAUCACAAAGUACUCGGUUCUGUACAGGGAUAUCAACAGUCGGGGGAACGCCUCGGAAGUCCUGGUGCUCGCCCCGGGGGCGAGUGUUUGGUUGGAAGGCCUGAGUGCCGACACUGUGUACGAAGUCAGGUUGUGCGCGUUCACAGCUGUUGGCCCCGGGCCGUUCAGCCCGAGUGUCCAGUUUAGGACGCAGCGGCUAGACCAAGUUUUUGCCACCAACUUCCGAGUAAAAGCUGCCAUGAAGAAAUCCGUUCUGCUGUCCUGGGAGAUACGAGACAAGAACCCUGCCCAGCCAUUCACCAUCCUGUACGGAAAGAGCCAGUCCGUGGAGGUGGACGGGAAGCAGACCCAGAAGCUGAUCGCUGGCUUGGAGCCGGACACGCAGUACUCCUUUCUGCUCACCAACCGGGCCAACAGCGCCGGGGGGCUGCAGCACCGCGUCACCGCCACCACCGCCCUGGACAUCCUGAAGACCAAGCCCACGGUGGUGGGGAAGACCAACGCGGACGGCAUGGUGACCGUGCAGCUGCCCACUGUGCAGACCACAGCCAAAGUCAGGGGUUACUAUGUGGUGGUGGUGCCACUGAAGAAGCAGAGAGGAGGGAAGUUCCAGAACCCCUGGGAGGAGCCCGACCAGAUGAACCUGGACGAGCUGCUGAAAGAGAUCAACAGGACCAGUGUCAGCCGCGCCCUCCGCAUCCGCAGACAGGCCGGCCAAUCGGAUCCGAGGGCCUACGUCAGCGCUCACUUCAAGACCCUCCCCCUGGAGUUCACGCUGGGUGACGGGCGAAACUACGGCGACUUCCGCAACCGCCCGCUGCAAAACGGACAGGAGUAUGUUUUCUUUGUGCUUGCGCUGUUGGACCUCUCUGAGAACACCAUGUAUGCCACAAGCCCUUAUUCUGAUCCUGUGACCUCAUCGGAUGUGGACCCUCAGCCAAUCGUCGACGAGGAAGAGGGUCUGCUGUGGGUGGUCGGGCCCGUGCUGGCUGUCAUCUUCAUCGUCUGCAUCGUCAUCGCCAUUCUCCUGUUCAAAAGCAAACCUGACAGGAAAAGGGCCGAGGCCGAGGGCAGGAAGGGCAGUUUCCCCUGCAGCAAAGCCAUGUCGUCCCACCACCCCACGGAUCCCGUGGAGCUUCGCCGGAUCAACUUCCAGACUCCCGCCUACCGCGUAUCAGUGUACCGUGGUUACCGCCGGUUGUCAAGCAUGGUGAGCCACCCGCCCGUCGCCAUCUCCGAGCUAACGGAUCACACCGAGCGCCUGAAGGCCAACGACAAUCUCAAGUUCUCUCAAGAGUACGAGUCCAUCGACCCCGGUCAGCAGUUCACCUGGGAGAACUCCAACUUGGAGGUCAACAAACCAAAGAACCGCUAUGCUAACGUCAUUGCCUAUGAUCACUCCAGGAUCAUCCUCUCCAGUAUUGAGGGUGUCCCGGGUAGUGACUACAUCAACGCCAACUAUAUCGAUGGCUACCGCCGCCAGAACGCCUACGUCGCCACUCAGGGAUCCCUCCCGGAGACUUUCGGGGAGUUCUGGAGGAUGGUCUGGGAGCAACACACGGCCAACAUUAUCAUGAUGACAAAGCUGGAAGAGAAGUCACGGGUGAAGUGUGAUCAGUACUGGCCAACGCGGGGCACAGAGACCUACGGACUCAUCCAGGUCACUCUGCUGGACACGGUGGAGCUGGCCACCUACUCCGUCAGGACCUUUGCUCUUUACAAGAGCGGCUCCAAUGAGAAGCGCGAAGUUCGUCACUUCCAGUUCACGGCCUGGCCCGACCACGGGGUGCCUGAACACCCCACUCCCUUCCUGGCCUUCCUACGCAGGGUCAAGGCCUGCAACCCUCCAGACGCCGGUCCCAUGGUCAUCCAUUGCAGUGCUGGAGUCGGUCGCACGGGGUGCUUCAUCGUGAUCGACGCCAUGACGGAGCGACUCAAGCAUGAAAAGGCCCUGGACAUCUACGGCCACGUCACGCUGAUGCGCUCCCAGAGGAACUACAUGGUCCAGACAGAGGACCAGUACAUCUUCAUCCACGAUGCACUGCUGGAGGCCGUGACCUGCGGGAACACAGAGGUGCCCGCGAGGAACCUGUACUCCUACAUCCAGAGGCUGACGCAGAUGGAGCCGGGGGAGAACGUCACGGGCAUGGAGCUGGAGUUCAAGCGUCUGGCCAGUGCCAAGGCCCACACGUCACGGUUCGUGAGUGCCAACCUGCCAUGCAACAAGUUCAAGAACCGGCUGGUGAACAUCAUGCCCUACGAGACCACGCGGGUCUGCCUGCAGCCAAUCAGAGGGGUGGAGGGAUCGGACUACAUCAACGCCAGCUUCAUCGAUGGAUACAGGCAGCAGAAGGCCUACAUAGCAACCCAGGGCCCGCUGGCCGAGACCACAGAGGACUACUGGAGGAUGCUGUGGGAACACAACUCCACCAUAGUUGUCAUGCUAACCAAACUGAGAGAAAUGGGCCGGGAGAAGUGUCACCAGUACUGGCCCGCGGAGCGCUCGGCCCGGUACCAGUACUUUGUGGUGGAUCCCAUGGCGGAGUACAACAUGCCCCAGUACAUUCUACGAGAGUUCAAAGUCACGGAUGCCAGGGACGGCCAAUCGCGGACAGUUCGUCAGUUCCAGUUCACUGAUUGGCCAGAGCAAGGAGUGCCAAAGUCAGGGGAGGGAUUCAUCGAUUUCAUUGGCCAGGUGCACAAAACUAAAGAGCAGUUUGGCCAGGACGGGCCAAUAAGUGUGCACUGCAGUGCCGGAGUGGGCCGGACCGGUGUGUUCAUCACCCUCAGCAUCGUUCUGGAGAGGAUGCGGUACGAGGGCGUGGUGGACAUCUUCCAGACUGUCAAGAUGCUGCGCACCCAGAGACCGGCCACCGUCCAGACAGAGGACCAGUACCAGUUCUGCUACCGAGCCAGUCUGGAGUACCUGGGAAGCUUUGACCACUAUGCAACAUAAACCCGACUGGCCGUCUCUAACGCCACAUCCCACCUUAGUGCACUUUUCUUAGGUCACACGCGGCCUACAUUAAUGCACUAGGCUGCAAUGUGUCUUCGGAGGAUUUGUGCAAACCACAUUCAGAGUGAAGGGGACCCAUCGGCUUAUCGCGUGCUCAGAAACAGCACCUCUAACUGAGCCAUAGCAACCUGCUUGACGAGGGUGUUUCCUUUCACCCUCAGCCCAAACACACCCAUUGGUCAGUCUGAAGAAGCAACUUCAACCACUGUUCCAAUCAGAAUACUUGAUCAAAUAUUGAUUUUCUUUUUUGUAUUAUUGGUUUCAGUGCUUUUGUGAGCACCCAGAUUGCGUAACAUUGUUUGGGUGUGGAACUCUCACCUUGUCCACCACCAGUGUAGCAUCACCAACCUAGAUACAGGACCCGGCUACAGUAUUUAGCCGUCACAAGAAAUUUAGAUUUUUUUUCUAUCUUGAGGACCGUCCAGAAGGAGUCGACAAAUCCAUUUUACGAAAGUCUCGUGGACUGACAGAACUGGGACUUUUGAGCACCAGAGAAUUGCCAACGGGAGACUGAAAACACAGAGCGCACAGUAUUGAAAAGACAAAGAAUAUAUAUCCCCCAAAAAAAGACACCAAGCUAUGUUUUUUCUGUUUUGUUUUGGAAACAGACUCUUGUGUAGUUUCUUGUGAAUGAAAAACAAGAUAUUUCUACCAUACAGUAAUAAAAACCACCAGUUCAACCUUAUGCUUCAUGUUUUAAGAUAAAGGAAGCUUGAGAGAGGUUUAAAAUGCAUACCACAAAAUAAAACAUUAAUUUAGUUUUUUUAGAAAAAUAAAUAGAUAUGUGACGAUCUUGUUUUUUUCUUUUUUUAAACUGGCUAUUCUUUAUGGCAUGUUCUGUUUUUAGUUUUUACAGAUUAAUGACUUUGUCCCCACUGACAAUACAAAGGCAAAGCAGUAUUUUGUACCCUUCUGUGUUAAAUUGUACAAUCAAAUCUAGUGUGAGAAAUGUUCACAAUUAUAUAAAAAACACACCACCAUUGAGUGUCACUCCUGUAUUCUCUAACCCACUCAGCUUUUAAAAACACACACUUGUUCACCACGCACACAGGACUCUCAGCCUCAUUUCUAUCUGGCCCGCGGUGUCAAAGAAGACAACCCGUUUUUUAAAUCCACGGGGCCCGGCGAAGGUUCGGGUUUGGGGUUUACAGCAUUUACAAUGCUGCUUCUCUGAAGUCCUUCUUCUGUAUGCAGGUUGAGCAAAAGUCCAGAUAGAACUAUAGAGAUCCUGCACAGAAAAUAAUGUACGACAAAACGUCUAUUCAUGUGUCCAGAUGAGCUUCACGAAGCAGGGAGCGAGCCGGGGAUUGGAUGAGGGUGUCGGGGGGGGAUGGGGGAGGGGGGGUGUGGUUAGGGCAGGAACAAAUGUCUCACUGGAAUGCUCACCCAUGACUUUUUCUCUGUCGGAUUCAGUGUGCAAUAAGUAGAUGUAUUAUAUAUUUUUGUGUGUAGUCACUAACUGCAGUUAUAUGCCAUUAUGAAGACGAUGAUAUUGAUGACACAUAAUUUUUUUUCCCAGACACAAAGAUGUUAUAUAGGAUUCUCGCCACUGUUCCACGUGUCCAAACAAGAGGGGCGACCUCUGACCUCUUAGGAGGUAGAUCUUUUUAUCAUGUCACAACUCCAGUAGAUGAUGUCAUACUUCUCUGUGUCAUGGCAACCGACGAAUGAUCAAACUCAUACUUCAAACAGCAUCUAAUAAGUAUUUUGAUUUUAGAUUUCUAGUGCCUUAUAUUACACGCCUAUUUUGAUAACGUUACUUUAAAGGGUUUUUUGUGUCUUUUUUGUGUGUGUGUGUUUGUGCGUAUGUGAACCGAAUGUAUGUGUAUAUGAUUAUGUUAUGUUACAGUGUGUAUAAGUAUCUUGUGUGUUGUGUUAUUUGGCUGUGAAACUUUGUAUGGACGGCUCUGCGGUGGCUGGAUCGUUGUACUCAUCACUUUCCCAGCAACAACACUGUCAUAUCUCUUUUAAUCAAAAAGAUAUCUUACUCAACUACAGUGGAGGAAAAACAAAAAUGGUUUCAAAAUAGGUGGUCUGAUCAUUUUUGGAGGAGAAAAUAAAAGUGUGUUCAUUGCUGGGACAUGUGACCAGGCUCUGUGUAUGUACUCACACUUGCCAUGACAUGUGGGCCACGCCGAUGACUCUGACAAGACACACGACUGUGAGCUGGCUCGAUAAAGUCAUACUGAUAUACUCAGCUAUGUAAAAUAAAAUGUAGAUGAAGCUGAACGACAUCGGCUUAUCUUUGUCAGUUUGGAGAAAAAGAUAAGUAACAAACCAAAUGGAUAACCGGAAGCCCUCCUCCUAAAGAAUCCGUCCCACUGCUCAUCCGCGUUACUCAUUCUGAUGUCAACAGUUACAUUUUAUUUUUUAUUUUUUAUUUAACGACAAAGGCUGAGAGAAGUUCAGGUGCUACGUCUCUAACAACAUAGAAACCAUAAUUUUUUGUAUCGCCGUUAAUGCUUGACCGCAUAAGGGAUCGUUGGCGGAUUUCCACCAUCUUACAGUAAACCUGUUGUCGUUUUUUGUAUGCAUGGUACCACUUUUGAGAUGUCCCUUUGGUCGCUCCUGUUAUGGGAAGACUUGCACUUUCUCUCUUUGUACUAUGCACUAAUACUCUUGUCCUAUUAUCUCCGAUAGCCCCUUCCCCCUCCCUGAGGAGUUGUACUUGAACUCAGUAAAGAUGGACCCUGUAACGCUCACACGGUUGUUUAUAUGUAAAUAACACAAACACAGAGAGUAAUCGAAAUGCAUAAAUAGAUGAAUGAACAGAUAAACAAUUACGAUAAAGAGUGAAUAAGAAUCUAUCGGAUAUACAGAGUGAUAUAAUAAAAUCGAUGCACCUGAAAUCACAGUUUAUGGCACAGCAGUAUUUGCAAUACAUCACAUUGUGGAUUUGUUGUACCACAAAAGAGAAGUUUCACAAAGAAAUUGUUCUAUUUUACCCCCUAAUGUAUCAUGUAGAUGGAUAAAAUGAGUUUAUAAAUUGUAUAAAAAUUUAAAUAUGGUGUUACUUGGAUCAAUUACCUUUAAUUGGUCUGUAAAUGUAAACAUUUCUUUUUUAUUAUUAUUUGGUUUGUUUUCUGCUCCGGGUCAACAAGUGCUUUUUAUUUUCUUACAUUGGUUCUCGGACGUGUGAAAACCGAAUAACAGGUCUGUAUGGAUUUCUGUUCUCUGUCGACACAAGUUUCAUUUGUUACAAAUAAACUCAAGUGAAAUAAU
Pseudoliparis swirei is the source of this 9455-nucleotide messenger RNA. It is a transcript of the gene ptprdb, whose product is annotated as protein tyrosine phosphatase receptor type Db. Gene Ontology annotation, biological process: protein dephosphorylation. The transcript has 41 exons. Bases 348 to 6173 code for a protein of 1941 amino acids. The record is from RefSeq and is a predicted model, not a curated record. NCBI's taxonomy places the organism in Eukaryota, Metazoa, Chordata, Actinopteri, Perciformes, Liparidae. Gene Ontology annotation, molecular function: protein binding; protein tyrosine phosphatase activity.